CAAAUGGUUCACGCAGCCAAAGAUUCUUCAAGUUCCGUAACAGUAACACCUCGAAAUAAAAACCUCUCAUUUCCCAAAUUGUCCCCACAAGUUCCUCAAUUCAUUGACAACUAGUUUAACUUCAAUUUCUUUUGGUCACUUGUUUUAAAAUAGGAUAGUAUAAUCAGUUGUCGUUUUCGAGUGUUUUGGUUGUCGUUUGGGAUUGAGAAAAGUCGCAAAACACAAAAAACAGUUACAUUGUUGUUGUUGAUACUGAUACUGAAUAAUACGACAUCGUUUCUUUGGAAUUGGAUUAUGAUAAUGCUGAUGAUGACGAGGAUUGAUUACUCAACUCUCUUCUUCUCCUUCUUCUUCUUCGGUGUAAUCUCUUAUGAAAAUCACGAGGGAAAAGCCUUGGAUUAAUUAAUUUAAAUUAAUCAUCAUCACUUUUCCUUUAUUAAUUAAUUAAACUUUUUUUUUCUUUUCGAGUUUAAAACAACCCCUCCAAAAAAAAAAAAAACAUUGGAAGAACAAAAGAGAAGAACAUGUACAAGAAAAAACAGCUUGUUGUUGGACUUGGACAUGAUCAUGAAGACGAAGCAGACUGCAGCGGUUAUGUCGAAACCGAUCCCACUGGUCGGUACGGUCGGAUUGAAGAAGUUCUUGGGAAAGGAGCAAUGAAAACAGUGUACAAAGCAAUAGAUGAGAAGCUGGGAAUGGAGGUGGCAUGGAGCCAAGUCAAACUGAAUGAAGUCCUUAGAUCACCAGAUGAUUUACAGAGACUUUAUUCUGAGGUUCAUCUACUCAGCACACUCAAUCAUGACUCCAUCAUUCGAUUCUACACCUCUUGGAUCGAUGUUGAUAAUAGAACUUUCAACUUCAUCACAGAAAUGUUCACUUCUGGGACCUUAAGAGAAUACAGAAGAAAAUACAAGAGGCUUGAUAUCAAGGCCAUUAAGAAUUGGGCUAGACAGAUUCUAAAGGGUCUUGUUUACCUUCAUGGCCAUGACCCUCCUGUUAUUCAUAGAGAUCUUAAGUGUGACAAUAUUUUUGUAAAUGGUCAUCUUGGACAGGUCAAGAUUGGUGAUCUGGGUCUUGCUGCAGUUCUUCGUGGCUCUCAAUCAGCACACAGUGUUAUAGGCACUCCAGAGUUCAUGGCACCAGAAUUGUAUGAGGAAGAUUACAAUGAGCUAGUUGAUGUUUACUCAUUUGGGAUGUGUGUUUUGGAGAUGUUUACUUCUGAAUACCCUUACAGUGAAUGUUCCAAUCCAGCUCAAAUUUACAAGAAAGUGACCUCGGGGAAACUGCCAGCAGCAUUUUACAAGAUUCAAGAUUUUGAAGCUCAACAUUUCAUUGGGAAAUGCUUAGUCACUGCUUCAAAGAGAUUAUCAGCAAAAGAACUCUUGCUUGAUCCUUUUCUGGCCUGCAAUGAUGAAAAUGAUAUCGAAUUGCAAAAAGGAAGAAAUCAGAAACCAUUUCUGAAUGACAAAGAAAUGAGAAAAUUAAGACUGAGUGAUCCUUUACCCCGGACUGAGAUGAAAAUCACAGGGAAGCUCAAUCCUGAAGAUGAUACCAUCUUUCUCAAAGUUCAGUUUAAUGAUAAAGAUGGUCCUCCUAGGAACAUAUUUUUCCCCUUUGACAUUGUUAGUGACACUCCACUAGAUGUUGCCACAGAGAUGGUAAAAGAAUUGGAGAUAACUGAUUGGGAACCAUUUGAAAUAGCAAAAAUGAUUCAAGAGGAGAUAUCUUCUCUACUUCCACAUUGGCAAGAAGAAACAUAUGAUACUAUUAAUUAUCAAGAUAAUGAUGAUCAUGAUGGUACUCAUCAUCCUUUCUACUCUUUCUCAUCAUGUUCAUCAUCUCAGGCAUCUAUAUCAGGCAUGAUUACCUCUAAUGGGAUUGAUCAAAUGGCGAAUCGAGGCGAUUGGCUUCAAGAUGAUUUGUAUGAUGAUACCAGCUCUGUGAGUUCUUCACACUCAGGAACUUAUUCCAACUUGAAUUAUCUCUCUGGAGAUGAGAAAGAAACCAAUACAAGCCCCACAAUAGGAGACAAACUUCCCAACAAUACAAAGAGUCACAACUACUCCACAAGAUUUUGUCCUGAAGAAAACCAUAAGAAAAGUCAAUCUACAGCUCAGAAGUACAAUGAGCAACUCAAAGCAUUACUAUCAACCACUACUUCAAAGGAAAAGCAAAAAAUGGUUGCUAUGGACAACCUUAAACUGAUGAGGAACAAAUCAUUAGUUGACAUACGCAGUCAAUUACUACACCGGUCUCUGGUAGAGGAAGUUUACAAGAGACGGCUGUUUAAUACAAUUGGAGCUGUCGAAAACAUCGGUUUUCAGUCACCUUAUGAUGUUUCAAAACCAUCAUCAGGUGGUGCUGGUUCUCAUAACCAUAAAAGAAGUUCAAAAAAUGUAAAGGGUCAACAACCAAGUAGAAGAGUUUGAGAUCUUUCUCAUCAUUGAAGUCAAAUUAUUGAGUUGCUUUAAAGGAGAGAAGAAGAGAUAUCAUCUCCUCUCCUUAGUGAAGAUUCAAGGAAAUUACUUCUCCAAUUUAUGGUUAGAUCGAUCUUCACAACAUAUUAUACAGGAGUUUUGGCAUGAUUUUUAUUGUAAAUAUGUUUUGUGUAAAUUAAGUUGCAUUGCAAUGUGAGAAGAGAACCAAAUAACUUGAGGUUCUUAAAUUUGUGGCGAUGUCUUUCUCUUGUUGUGUUCACUAUUGAAGAAAACUAAAAAAGGUGUAAUAUUAUAUCUUUAAUAAUAGCCUUCCCUUGAAAAAAAAUAAGAAAUGCUUCA
This is a messenger RNA of Cannabis sativa, 2777 nucleotides long. Its product is annotated as probable serine/threonine-protein kinase WNK4. The record is from RefSeq and is a predicted model, not a curated record. Gene Ontology annotation, molecular function: ATP binding; protein serine/threonine kinase activity. The coding region runs from base 525 to 2429 and encodes 634 amino acids. Gene Ontology annotation, biological process: intracellular signal transduction; protein phosphorylation. The transcript has 7 exons. NCBI's taxonomy places the organism in Eukaryota, Viridiplantae, Streptophyta, Magnoliopsida, Rosales, Cannabaceae. Gene Ontology annotation, cellular component: cytoplasm.